Molecule: messenger RNA, 1988 nt
Organism: Acanthaster planci (crown-of-thorns starfish)
Lineage: Eukaryota; Metazoa; Echinodermata; Asteroidea; Valvatida; Acanthasteridae
Gene: cep20
Product: centrosomal protein 20
Biological process (GO): cilium assembly; microtubule anchoring
Cellular component (GO): motile cilium; ciliary basal body; centrosome
Molecular function (GO): protein binding
Source: RefSeq, a predicted model, not a curated record
CCACGCGCCGUGUUUUGGAAUCGAUGGUCGAUCCGGUAAAGUUAGACGACGAGAGCCUCAAGUCGAUACUCAGAAUAGUCAGAUACUACUAGACCAGCGCGCGGAAUGUCUUCUGUUCAGGAGUUAAAAUCUGUUCUGAGGGAGACAUUAGAGACACGGGGGGUCUUGGGCCAGAUUAAGGCGAGAGUUCGUGCGGAAGUGUUUCAUGCCUUGGACGACCAGAGUGACCCCCGACCACCGCUCAGUAACGAGAACAUGCUCAUCAAUGAACUCAUCAGAGAGUACCUGGAAUUCAAUAAGUACAAGUAUGCAGCAUCUGUGCUCAUGGCAGAAUCUGGUCAGCCACAGACGCCGUUGGACAGAGAGUUUCUAGUCAAUGAACUAAACAUCACUGAAGAUAGAGACACCGCUACAGUCCCCCUACUCUAUGGCAUCCUCAGUCAUUUCCUACAGAGUAAAAGGACUCCAGUUACCAGAGAUUAUGGCAGAGCUACAAAGGCAUCAAAUAAAGACAGCAGGCUUGCUCACAACAGAAUACAUGUACCUCCUGCAACACAAGAUGGUGAGUUUCCUGGCCAUACCGAAGAGCCUUUGGUGCUGAGGGGAGGCAUCCGGAGGUAGCAAGAAAAUCACAGCUUACUGGAGCCACGAGAGCCAGCUCAAUAUCUCAUCAUCAGCUAUGCUGAUUUUUUCUUUAGUUUCUUAUCCUGGACAUUGAAGGAGAAAGCACUUUAGCCACCCCAGGCUUAAAGAUAUUUGACGCCUGUGGUUCAGUUUACGACUGCACUGACUAGCACCAAUCUAACAUGUCUCAUAUGACCCAUAGCAUGCUUCAGUUUGUGACUGAAUUACUGGGAUGGCCAACUGGCUCACUAGCUUCCAGGGGCAGUGAUGAACCCAAGACAUUGUUGAAGGUGAAGUUAAAGGCAAAGCCUAACUUUGGAUAUGGCCCCGUGUUGGGACAUUUCAGCACACAGGUUAUGUUGGUAACAGCAGCUGAGAAUGGGAAACUUGUAGAUGCUCGUGGCAGCAGACAUACAGGUCCUUCUUCACCAGUAUUGUGCGUGCUCAGAACUAUGCACACAUGCUCAGAACACGCACAUGCUCAGAACUGGUAUAAAGGACCGGUAUGUUUGCCGCCGCCAAGCAUCUCAGUGUUUCCUAUUCAAUACAAUAUUUGUCAGUGGGCCUAUGGGGAAAUAUCAUUUUCAAAGGUGUACAGUAUUUUAACAGUAUGUCAUCCAGAGGAAUUGAUUCAUUAUCAUUAUACCCGCUCCUUGGGCUCUCAGCAUCUGAACAUUCUUUCGACUAUCUCAGCUUCCUGUCAAUUAUACAUGUACUUGCCGGAUGCUGCUGUAUUAGUGGCUAAUCACAUGCACCCAUCUAUACUCAUAGGAGGAAGGCAUGCAGGGAAGAAGUGACUUGCCCAAGGUCACGUGUAACUACAUAUAACUACUAAGAUUCAAAAGCUUGACCCUAUGAUUGGAAGCAACAAACACUGUCCAAAAGUCAACCACUCCAUCAAAUUUACCCACCUUUUGCAAGAGUAUGCAGCCAUUCUGGGUUUUUAAGUGUACUAAAAAAUGACAAGUCUACAACACUUGGAUCGUCUUGCAUAUCGGUAACAUUUAUUGAUAAAAAUAACCUUUAAAUUUGACACAGAACAUCUUUUAAACCCUCAAUGCCACUGAAGCUGCACUGGCAUAAACUUUAGUAUGUACAAGUAAUUCUGAAUAAUUUCUAUGAAUGUACUAAGCCACUGUACAGAUUUAUGCCAUUUUCAGUGUCAGAGUGAGUUUGUACAGUUAUGAUGUCAACUUUUCCACACUGACUGCCUAAUCAGUCAUCAAUUAAACUGAUUUUAAAAAAGAGAAAAUAAAUAAUUUACACAAGCCAUUUGUGGCACAAUUGACUUUGAAUCACUUCGAACAAGUUAGUUGCUUUAUUUGACUGACUGUGGAUGAUUAUCUUAAGUGUCACGUCAGUGC